AUGUGUGGGCGGUCCAGUAUCGUAUGUUUGAUGCUCGGUUCUUGGGCGGGUGGUGUUGAUGGGGUCAAGUUGCCUGGUUCUAUUGGUCUUUAUAGGGAUAUUAUGUCUGUUAAUACGGCCCGUGGUGGGGAGGGGAAGACUGUUGAGGUUGGGCUUGAGCCUGAAGGCGAAGUAGAAAGUAAGGGCUGUGAUGGGUUGGAUGAAGAUGAUCAGAAGAGUCUUGAGAUGGAAGAGUAUGAGAAGAGGUUGGAGCAGGCCAUUGAAAGCUCUGAGAAGGCCCCUGUGCAUUUCCCACAGUGA
Messenger RNA from Penicillium antarcticum, 300 nucleotides. RefSeq lists its product as uncharacterized. The coding region runs from base 1 to 300 and encodes 99 amino acids. Lineage: Eukaryota; Fungi; Ascomycota; Eurotiomycetes; Eurotiales; Aspergillaceae. The record is from RefSeq and is a predicted model, not a curated record. The transcript has a single exon.